Colletotrichum truncatum is the source of this 345-nucleotide messenger RNA. RefSeq lists its product as uncharacterized. The record is from RefSeq and is a predicted model, not a curated record. Lineage: Eukaryota; Fungi; Ascomycota; Sordariomycetes; Glomerellales; Glomerellaceae.
AUGAGCCAGCAAGGUCAACAGCCUCUCCGGAAUUCCAUGAGCUCCUCCUCUCAUCAGACACCCAUCCAAGCUGUACACGCUCAACAGAACGCCAGCGAUCUCCUACGUAAACUACAAGAGAGCACGAUUGCUGCUUUAAGAACAUCAAGCAACACUAUGGACCCUCACAACUCCUACGGCAGCGGUUCCAAGGGAACCUCCCCCGACGACAAAGGCAAAGGAUACGAUCAGACGGCCAUCUUCGACGGUCUCCUUCCUCGGAUAGAGACAAGAGGGCAGAGCAAAGGAUCCUCCAAGAAGAGCAGUGGCAAGAAAAAGGAGAGCAAAGGCUCGCACCAUCACUAA